AUGUCAGCAGUGUCCGAAGCGGUGCACGCUUUAACGCCGAGGGCGAAACCUUCACCACAUGCGAAGCGAUGGUGGACAGAUGACCUCACUCAGCUCCGUCAUAUAUACACGUACUGGAGAAACCGUGCUCGCUCCGAGCGACGGGCGGGUCGGAAAGUGCCUCGGCUUGAAAAAACGGCUCAAGAUGCGGCCAAACAAUACCACGAUGCCAUCCGCAAACAAAAGAAGAAGCACUGGAAUGAGUUUCUCGCAGACAAUGACAACAUCUGGAAGGCCGCCAAGUACCUCAAGUCGGGAGACGAUGCAGCGUUCGGGAAGAUCCCGCAGCUCUUAAGAGCGGAUGGAACUACUACCAACGAUCACAAGGAGCAAGCGGAGGAAUUGCUAUCCAAAUUCUUCCCACCUUUACCAGGGGACAUCGAUGAGGAGGGAAUGAGACCACAAAGAGCGGCCGUGGACAUGCCAGCCAUCACUAUGGAAGAGAUAGAACGACAGUUAUUUGCAGCGAAAUCGUGGAAGGCUCCGGGAGAAGACGGCCUACCGGCGAUCGUUUGGAAGAUGACCUGGCCCACAGCCAAGCACAGGGUCCUCGAUCUUUUUCAAGCCUCGCUGCAAGAGGGCUCACUGCCAAGACAGUGGAGACACGCGAAGAUUAUACCGCUCAAGAAACCGAACAAAGAUGACUACACCAUGGCAAAGGCAUGGAGGCCUAUCUCACUCCUUGCGACACUCGGAAAGAUACUCGAGUCGGUGGUCGCAGAGAGGAUCUCGCACGCGGUGGAGACUCACGGACUGCUCCCGACGAGCCAUUUUGGAGCGCGAAAGCAGCGGUCCGCAGAGCAAGCACUGGUGUUCCUGCAGGAGCAAAUCUAUGCGGCAUGGCGCGGCCGGCGGGUGCUGAGCCUGAUCAGCUUCGAUGUUAAAGGAGCCUACAACGGAGUAUGCAAAGAACGACUGAUCCAGAGGAUGAAAGCCCGAGGCAUACCGGAGAUCUUGCUUCGUUGGGUAGAGGCCUUCUGCUCGGAACGAACGGCGAACAUCCUGAUUAACGGGCAACUAUCUGAGACUCAAAGCUUGCCACAAGCUGGACUGCCGCAGGGCUCGCCCUUGUCUCCGAUUCUAUUUCUCUUCUUCAACGCAGACCUUGUGCAAAGGCAGAUCGACAGCCAGGGAGGAGCAGUCGCCUUUGUGGAUGAUUUUACCGCAUGGGUGACUGGACCGACUGCGCAGAGCAACCGGGAGGGAAUUGAAAACAUUGUCAACGAGGCGCUCAAUUGGGGAAAGAGAAGCGGAGCGACAUUCGAGGCCGACAAGACGGCCAUCAUACACUUUGCUCCCAAGAUGCGCAAAUCGGACCAUUCACCAUUCACCAUCAAGGGGCAGACAGUGGUACCAAAAGACCACGUCAAGAUCCUGGGUGUCGUGAUGGACACAAGACUCAAGUAUAAAAAACAUAUUGCGAGGGCAGCGUCUAAGGGUCUUGAAGCAGCGAUGGAGCUUCGGCGACUCCGUGGUCUAUCCACGGCAACUGCGCGGCAGCUAUUCACGUCGACAGUGGCACCAGUUGUGGACUAUGCCUCCAACGUGUGGAUGCACUCGUGCAAGGAUAAAGCCAUGGGGCCGAUCAACCGAGUCCAAAGAGUAGGAGCGCAAGCCAUUGUGGGGACAUUUCUCACGGUCGCGACUAGUGUCGCAGAGGCGGAGGCUUACAUAGCUACUGCGCAGCGUCGAUUUUGGAAACGAGCCGUGAAGAUGUGGACAGACAUCCACACUUUGCCGGAUACCAAUCCUCUCCGCCGGUGCACCGAUCAGAUCAGAAAGUUCAGAAGAUACCACCGCUCACCGUUAUAUCACGUAGCCGAUGCGCUUAAGCAGAUCGACAUGGAGACUUUGGAAACGAUUAACCCCUUCACGCUAGCCCCGUGGGCGGAACGCGUUCAGACUGACAUUGAUGGACAGCACGAGUCCCCGGCCGAAGCAGGCGGGUACGUGCAGGCCGCGGUUAGCAGCUCGGCACGGAACGAACUGGUGGGGUUUGGAGUGGCCAUCGAGAAGCGGCCACCUCGAAUUCGAAAGCUCAAGCAUAAAGCGCUGUCCAUCACCUUGGCUGCAAGAGCGGAGCAGAAUCCAUUCUCUGCAGAACUGGCAGCCAUGGCACACGUAUUGGGCACGCUGGCGGGACUGAAAGACCACACGAUCACACUGCUCACAAGCAACAAAGCGGCGGUUCUCAUGCUGAGGAAUCCCCGACAACAAUCCGGCCAGGAGUUCGUGUGUCGGAUAUACAAGUCGAUUAAGAAGUUGCAAAGAAACGGGAAUCGUGUCAAAUUCCGCUGGAUUUCCACCAGUGAAGACAAUAAGCUGCUAGGUCUGGCUAAAGCACAGGCGCGAGCCGCAACGCAACAAGAUGCCCCCUUACAAAAACGCGCCCCGAGAAUGAAAUCAACCACACUUAAUCUCGCACGGUCUCAGGCAGUCCCUGGACAUAGCCUGCCAAUGAACGUUGGGAAACACGCCAAACGAAUAGAUGCAGCACUUCCAGGAAAACACACACGACUGCUGUAUGAUCGCUUAUCGUGGAAAGAAGCGACUGUGCUAGCCCAACUCCGGACUGGCAUGGCUAGACUCAAUGGGUAUCUCAAUCAAAUCAAUGUAGCAGAAACGGACCAAUGCGAUUGCGGACAAGCGAGAGAGACCGUGGAGCACUUCCUCUUCCGAUGUCGGAAGUGGACUGCCCACCGGACGGAAAUGUUACAAUGCACCCAGAUUCACCGCGGAAAUAUUUCCUUCUUCCUAGGAGGGAGACAGCCUUCUGAUGAUCAGAAGUGGACGCCAAACCUAGAGGCAGUACGGGCCUCUAUACGUUUCGCCAUUGCGACAGGCCGACUCGAGGCCACUUAA
Messenger RNA from Penicillium nucicola, 2901 nucleotides. RefSeq lists its product as uncharacterized. Gene Ontology annotation, molecular function: nucleic acid binding. The record is from RefSeq and is a predicted model, not a curated record. The coding region runs from base 1 to 2901 and encodes 966 amino acids. NCBI's taxonomy places the organism in Eukaryota, Fungi, Ascomycota, Eurotiomycetes, Eurotiales, Aspergillaceae. The transcript has a single exon.